UGUGAUUGGCUGGGUGGAGUCCUGGCGGAAGAAGCCGCGCAGUGCGGGUUCACGGUGCUGCGGCAGGAAGAUGGGGUGGCCGAUGCCGCCGAUGACUUACCUUUUGCUGGGUGGACAGGGUCUGCUGCUCACCUUCUCCCUCAUCGCCUCCCAGAACCAAACAAGCCCGGCGUCCUCCCCAGAGCCCAUCACCAACCCCGUGCCCGACUACAGAGACCCCAUGGGACCCAACGUCCUGUGCGAGUACUUACCAGAAGAGUUCAUACAUUGCGAGGACCCGAUGGACCAUACAGGAAAUGUGUCCAUGCAGCAAGAGGUUGGCUAUGGCUGCACCAAGUUUGGAGGACAGGCGUACAGUGACGUGGAGCAUACGAAAGUCAUGUGCCAUGCUCUGGAUGGUAUUGAUUGUGCUGGACCUCGCUCCUUUCAACGUGGGAAUAAGCCGUGUAUCAAGUACACAGGCCACUAUUUCAUCACCACGCUGCUGUACUCCUUCUUCUUGGGCUGCUUCGGAGUAGAUCGCUUCUGCCUGGGACACACGGGCACCGCUGUGGGCAAGCUCCUGACUCUGGGAGGUCUGGGCAUCUGGUGGUUUGUAGAUCUUAUCUUGCUCAUCACAGGGGGGCUCAUGCCCAGUGACAACAGCAACUGGUGUACAAUAUACUGAUAUAGAGACGAUCCAUAGGGACGCUGCA
Nanorana parkeri is the source of this 695-nucleotide messenger RNA. It is a transcript of the gene TM2D2, whose product is annotated as TM2 domain containing 2. Lineage: Eukaryota; Metazoa; Chordata; Amphibia; Anura; Dicroglossidae. The record is from RefSeq and is a predicted model, not a curated record. The transcript has 4 exons. Bases 71 to 667 code for a protein of 198 amino acids.